UGCGUUCUCCUGCAAUGGCAAUUGACAGCCAGCUACGAAAUCUGCUCAAUGUUGUGCGUUUGUCAAAAGGCGGCUGGCCUACCAAAACAAAUCCCGUAUCCGCAACUAAAGAAUGUCCAAAUUUUUAUCCCUUUUCGCAAAACCAUUUCCCAUCAUUGGGAUGGUUCAUGUGAAAGCAUUACCGGGAACUCCCCUGUACAAAGGUAACAUGGAUAGUAUUAUCAGUGCAGUGCGUGCCGAAGCGACCAUUUAUCGCGAAUGUGGAGUGGAUGGAUUGUUGGUUGAAAACAUGCACGACAUCCCCUAUAUUCGGCCGGCAGAUGGUGUCGGUCCGGAGAUCACGGCUGCAAUGAGCAGAGUAGCGCUGGCAGUACGUGACACGGUACCUGAUAUACCGUGUGGGGUGCAAAUUCUGGCCGGAUGCAAUCGUGAAGCACUUGCCGUAGCAAAAGUGUGCCAGCUGCAGUUUAUACGGGCCGAAGGGUUUGUAUUCGGUCACAUGGCUGAUGAAGGUUUUACGGAUGCAUGCGCCGGGACUUUACUGCGAUAUCGUAAACAAAUCGAUGCGGAUGAUGUCCUCGUGAUUACCGAUAUCAAGAAAAAGCACAGUUCGCACGCCAUUACGAACGAUGUGUCGAUUGCGGAAACGGCACACGCGGCAGAGUUCUUUCUCUCCGAUGGUUUAAUCGUAACCGGAAGCUCAACUGGCUCUAGUGCGGAACGAGGCGACUUACAAGCACUACACGGGAAUACCACUUUACCGCUUAUCAUCGGUUCUGGUCUUACGCUUGAUAAUUUGCGCAACUACUGGACACUAGCACACGCCGCAAUUGUUGGUUCCCAUUUCAAAGUAAAUGGGCAUUGGAGUGCUGAGCUGUGCCGGGCACGUGUACAAUCUUUCAUGAAAGGUGUAGAAGCGCUACGACGUCAGCAACCAAGCUAA
Molecule: messenger RNA, 943 nt
Organism: Anopheles funestus (African malaria mosquito)
Lineage: Eukaryota; Metazoa; Arthropoda; Insecta; Diptera; Culicidae
Exons: 4
Coding region: 113-943 (276 amino acids)
Source: RefSeq, a predicted model, not a curated record